This is a messenger RNA of Hemibagrus wyckioides, 8253 nucleotides long. RefSeq lists its product as uncharacterized. The transcript has 18 exons. The record is from RefSeq and is a predicted model, not a curated record. Bases 3536 to 6664 code for a protein of 1042 amino acids. NCBI's taxonomy places the organism in Eukaryota, Metazoa, Chordata, Actinopteri, Siluriformes, Bagridae.
AUGCAUUUGAUGAAAGAUGCACACAGGUGUCAGACAGUGAAGACUGACAUUCUUUGCUUGCAUGGAAGCUGCACAUAGAAAUGAAAUAAAAAAAAAUUAGACCCACCUUUUUUUUCUAGUUUCCUGCUCAACUUAGUGGGUUUUACAGGAAAUCGCCUCCAUUUUACAAGCAGCAAGAUAUCAUAAUACACAUUUAAUUUUCAAUCUUUCAGAGGUUGAUACAUGUUUGAAUAAGUCAAAUUAUAUGUAUUGUAUAUACUUUGUAUGAAAGUACAAUUCUUUUCUCUUAACUAAAGCCAAAAGAAAAAAAAGACAAUAAAUAUUUAAAGUCUAAAUAUGUAAAAUAUCUGUAAAUAACCAAACAUUAAAGAUGGAUUCAAGAGUAGAGUCUGACUUUUUUCAAAAAUAUGAGGUUCUGUCUGUUAGCAGUGAUCCUUCCAGUAGGAAAAACAGGUUUAUCUGAAAAAUAAAAACCUUUAUUUUAGAAAAUUUCUGAUUCCUAUCAGUUCAUAUACAUCCACUCAGGCACAACUAAACAAUGUGUAGCAUCUUCUAUAUAUGAAUAUCUAUGAAUAUAUCAAAUGGAAUAUCAUUGUCCAUUUUCAAGAACACAAUACAUAUACACAUUGAUUAUAUCCAAACUUAUACCCAGUCCAUGCCCCUGUUUGAUUUGUGCCAUGCAUCCUCUGCACCAAAAAAUAGCUAUGGCCACAUGUCCACUAUGCUUUUUGAACAACACUGAUAUGUAGUGAAUAAUUUACCUAUUUUUUUAAAUCUUAAUUUGGGUGGGCAACUUUCUUUUCUAAUUUUUAUUUUUAAAAAAACAUGACAUACACCGGUCAAAAGUUUUAGAACACCCCAAUUUUUCCAGUUAUUUAUUGCAAUUCAAGUCCAAUAAAUAGCUUGAAAUGGUACAAAGGUAAGUGGUGAACUGCCAGAGGUUAAAAAAAGGUAAGGUUACCCAAAACUGAAAAAUAAUGUACAUUUCAGAAUUAUACAAAAAGGCCUUUUUCAGUGAACACAAAAUGGCUUAACAAUUUAAAGCUGUUCUGCAGCAAUGGAGGUUGAUCAAGCCUUGAAAGCUGGUGCUACUAAUUCCUACAGGUGUUCCAACUUUUCUGGAUUACUUAUAACCCCCUCUGUCUGCAUAAAAGCAGUGUUGGAACACACUGUGGUACCAUACUCUCGUGAGCAUCAGUUGAACAGUAUUGUACUGCAGAAAGUAGUGUGUUGCUACAAAAAUGGCGAAAAAAAGGAAAUUAACAAUGGAAGAGAGACGGACCAUCAUAACACUUAAAAAUGUAGGUCUUUCCUACAGAGAAAUUGCAAAGAAAGUCAAGGUGUCAAUAAGUACAGUUUCCUUCACCAUCAAAAGGCACUCAGAAACUGGGGCAAACUCUGACAGGAAGAGGUCUGGCAGACCCAAAGCCACAACUGAAUCAGAGGACAAGUUUCUUCAAGAGUUAACAGCUUGCGUGAUAGGCAGAUCACAGGACAACAGCUUCAAGCACAGCUUAAUAGUGGUCGUAGUAAGCAAGUCUCAGUUUCAACUGUGAAGAGAGACUUUGAGCUGCAGGUUUGACAGGACGAGUUGCAGCAAAAAAGCCAUUGCUAAGACGUCAGAAUAAGACAAAGAGGCUUGCCUGGGCCAUGAAACACCGCCAUUGGACUACUGAAGACUGGAAGAAGGUAUUAUGGACUGAUGAAUCAAAAUUUGAAAUCUUCGGUUCAUCACGCAGGAUCUGUGUACACCUUCGAGUAGGCGAAAGGAUGGUUCCACAGUGUGUGGCAUCAACUGUCAAACAUGGAGGAGGAAGUGUGAUGGUCUGGGGCUGUUUUGCUGGAUCCAGGGUCGGUGACUUGUACAGAGUGAGACACAUGCUGAACCAAAACGGCUACCACAUCAUUCUGCAGCGCCAUGCAAUACCUUCUGGUAUGCGCCUAGUUGGUCAGGGGUUCAUCCUACAGCAAGAUAAUGACCAAAAACAUAAGUCCAAGCUAUGCCAGAACUACCUCAGGAAAAAAGAACAAGAUGGUAAGCUUGAAAACAUGGAGUGGCCAGUACAGUCUCCAGACUUAAACCCCAUCGAGCUGGUUUGGGUUGAAUUGGACAGAAGAGUGAAAGCAAAGUAACCUAUAAGUGCCACACAUUUAUGGGAACUUCUGCAACAGAUUUGGGAAGAACUUUCUGAAGAAUAUUUGAUUUCUGUUGUAGAAAGAAUGCCACGAGUGUGUUCAGCUGUUAUAUCUGCCAAAGGUGGCUACUUUGAUGAGUCAAAAGUUUAGAAUACAUUUUGGUCUAUAAAUUGAUUCCAUGAUUUCUUUUUUAACUCCAAUUGCUUAUUUGUACUAUGCUUUCAGAGUGCAAUGAGACAUUAAACUGAAUAAUGUUCAAUAAAAAACUGGAAAAAUUGGGGUGUUCUAAAACUUUUGACCGGUAGUGUAUAAUUAGACAGAAUUUAAUGAAAUAACUGAAUUCAUCCUCAGCUGUAGUCUCAUGGUAAACACAUUUAUUUUCUUUCAUUAAUCAUUCUCACUUUCCCUUUCAUUGCAAUUGUAUUAAGUAGAAAUAAAGUGAAAUAAAACAGUGUAAAAUGUUUCUAAAAUGUAUUACAUUUUAGAAUUGUAUUAUUUCUGGCUUUCUAAUUCCUGCACAUUUUAACCAUUUGUAAACUACACUGAAGAUAAUUAAAAGGGUUUUGCCCCUUCCACCAACACCCUCGCAACUACCUGAUAUACUAUAGCGACAUCAAUCUAUCAACCACCUGGAAUACCACAGCACCCCAGUGGGCGAAUGAUAAACUUCAAUAAGGCGAAGCUUUCCUGUCCUCCUACAUCAUGUAAAUACAGCAUUAGCUCAACUCUCAAAAGAAUUCUACAUACACCUGCACAUACAUGAAACUGAAAAAUAGAGAUGUGGUUUUCACUGUUAAACAUGAAUCAUAUCUGCUAUAUAAAGAUAUAAAAGGCACAAGCACUUGUUUGUGCAUGGGUGUCAUAAUAACAGAAGUAGUUAACGGAAAUAUCUCAAGUAAACAAACUGUCAUUUUGUUUUAAUAUUGUUAAAGAAUCCUGGUUCACUUUCUUGUAAUAAUAAAACUGAUAGCUUUCAGGAAACUGAUGUGUUGUUCUUUCAGCUUCUCCCAGUUCGGGGUCACCACAGCGGAUGAUCUGGUCUGCAUAUUUAAUUUGGCACAGGUUUGAUGCCGGAUGCCGUUUCUGUUAAGAAACUGAUAUGCAGGACUAACACGUUACUUUAACAAAUGAUUCUUCUUCUUUCUAUGCAGCAGCUUCUGCACAGGGAUGUUUUUGAGUUGCAGCAGUAUUAACAAUUAAUGAUCACUAUUUCAAGAUGUGAUCUGAAUUUUGUCUUAAUAUAGAGUCACAGAGAAAAUUUUUGCGACAGGAAGUGGGCUAGCUUGCACCCGAUCAGUGGGUUGGAAGACUUCACGCGAAAACUGAUUUGGAGUACUUGGGGCCAUUUAUUAAGAUCUCUGGAUUUGACUGUAAGAGUUUGUAAGAAUCAGAUUUUGAAAUGAAAUAUCUUCAAAAGCAACCAGAGUACACUGUAUCCGACAAAAAGAUGCCUGCAGUGUGGAAUUCUGUCCAUGCCUGGGCAUUUUUAUGUUUGUUCAGCUUAAUAGCAAUGGCAAAUUCACGGGAUUCUAUAAUACUCACUGAAGGAAGCGCAACAAAGCAAGAGGGAUCUUGUGUCACAAUUAACUGCAAAUACAUAUUUGAGAAAGAAAUGCAACUAUUGUGGUUUAAAAAUCCUAAGUGGAAUGAUACCACAAAGAGAUUUGAUGGAACGUUUGUAUAUAGUAAUACAAAGGAGCGGCCACAGGACCCUGAAUAUUCUAACAGAGUGAUUUUUCAUGAAGACACAGCUGAACACCAAACUUGGGCCACAUGCACGUUAAAAAUCAAUGAUCUUAAAGUGAAAGACAGUGGAAUCUAUACAUUUAGGUACAUAAAAGGAACGAAUAAAUUUAUGAGUAGUGCAUUUAGUCUCACAGUCAUGGCAAAUCCCUGCAAGGUCCACAUCACCAAGGCACCAAAUCUGAACGAUUCACUUGUAGAAGGUGACAAAGUGGAAUUUCGCUGUGCAACAUCAGCAGCCUGUGAGUCUUUUCCUCUCUGGCAGGUGUUUGGAUCAAGUGAGGUUCCCAUGAAUAAGGAUAGUGAUGGGGAAAAAUACAGUGAGCUGACCUUGAACCUGAACUGGAAAGAUGAUGGCAAAACUCUGACAUGCCAUCCUCCUAAAAGCCUGGAUGAUGCCUGCCAGGAUAGAAGUGUUAAACUGAGAGUGGAAUAUGCACCCAAAGAAACAAAAGUGACUGAGAUUUCAAAUCCUAAGGACGUGAAAGAAGGAGAACAAGUGGAAAUUUCAUGCUCCACCAAGGCGCAACCUAUGGCUCAAUUCACAUGGUUUAAAGAUCAAAGCUCUUUUUCCAUUGGAGAAACUCUUACUUUAAAUGUUAUGACACCAGAAGAUGGAGGUAGAUUCUACUGUCAGGCUAAAAAUAAACAUGGAUAUGCAAAUUCCAGUGACAUAGAAAUCAAUGUCAUUUAUGCUCCAAAAGAUGUCGAAAUCAGUCCUCAACUCAUCAAGAAGCUCAUAGAGGGAGAAAUGCUUACACUCACAUGCUUGGCGCAACGCAGCAAACCAGCAGUCUAUUCAUAUAGAUGGUACAGAAAUGGUCAAGAGAUGAAUCUCCACACAGCAGAUACAUUCUAUGUAACAGGUGUAACACGAACUGAUAACGGAGACUAUCAGUGUGAGGCCAAAAAUUCAGUAGGAGAGACUAAAUCUACCAACACUGUCAAAGUAUCGGUGAUGCAUGUUCCACAAAACGCAAACAUUCAGGGUACGAUGGCAGUAAAGUCGGGUUUCACACUAAACCUUAAGUGUGAUACAGAGGCGAGUCCUCCUCCUAAAAUCUAUUACUGGUAUUUUAAACCAGAACAAAAACAGCAGUUUCUCCUGCUUUCAAACACGAAUCAGGUGUACUGGAUUGAGAAAGUGGCUGUUAGUAAUGCAGGAGUGUAUGUGUGUAGUGCAGAGAAUGAUAUAGGUACUGGAGCAAACUCUUCUGAAGUGGAUGUUCUUGUGUACUAUCCCCCCAAAAAAACAAAUCUGACCAUGAAACAAGUAGUAAAGGAAAAUGAACUUUUUUCUGUCACAUGUACUGUGGAAAGCUCACCCCAGGCAGAGCUCACACUAAGCAGAGCCACUCUGACAAACCCAGAAAAAGACAAAAUAAUAAAGAAAUUUCAGGCCAACUUUUUCAAUUUUACUUGGAAAGUGUCCAUGUACGAUGCAGGUGUGUACACCUGCACAGCGGAAAACUCAGAGGGACAAAGCUCCUCGAAAAAUCGCCUGGAGGUUUUGUAUGCCCCUAAAAAUGUUAAAGUAUCAGCAUACCCUGGUGAAGAGCUAAAGGAAGGCUCUGAACUGAGACUUACCUGUACAGCUAAAUCGUUGCCCCAAGUGUCUGCUUACACAUGGAAGAAAAAUUUUGGAGCACACUCAGUGAUACUGGGACAUAACCAGGCAUUAAUAAUCAGAUCAGUAAAGAGCUCCGACUCAGACCAUUAUUCCUGUAUCCCCAGAAAUGAAAUAGGAAGUGCUGAGUCCCCAACAAUAUAUAUCAGAGUCAAGUAUCAGCCACAAGUAACACUUACCCACAACAUGACAUCAAUGGGUCUAUUUGAGGAGGCGGUUCCAGUUCACCUGAGUUGCAGUGUUCAGUGUUAUCCACCAGCCACUUCCUUUGCAUGGUACAAGCUGGAGGAAAACACUGCUGUCUUAUCAAACGAUCAGAACUACACAGUACAACCACAAAACCCAGGAAUGUACUACUGCGAAGCAAGCAAUGAAAUGGGGAAAUCAACAUCUGAACCAGUCAAAAUAAGUAAUAAUUCUGUUAUUCAACUGCUCAUUAAGAUCGUCAUAUCCUUAUUGGUCAUCCUCAUUCUCAUCGGUGUCAUGUUUCUGCUACAUAGAAUCAUCAAGACCAAAAGAUGUUUAGGAAAAAAUGAGGCAGCCCAACAGUCAUUUUUCGUCUCAGCAGUUCCAUUAUGGUCAAACCUGCGCUCAUCUGGUUCACGUAACAACACUAGGGAGAACCUGGUGACGGAGGGAUCUUCAGAGAUCUUUGGGUUCAGAGACACCCACUCAAGCGCCGCUCUUCACUCAAAUCCCCCAGCCAACAGGAACACACAAGCAGGAAGGCCAAAUUAUGACAUUCAAACAACAUAUGAUGUUAUAAAGUUGUCCCCAAACAAGAAACAAGUUCAUCACUCAGAAGAGGAUUUGACCACUGUGAACUAUGCAAUGCUACAGUUCAUGGACAGCAACAAACCUAGUAAAAGUGUAUCAAGCCGUGACACUGGUGACCCAGAGUAUGCUAAAGUUGUAAAAAAGAAACAAAUGGCAAAUGAACAACAAGGUGUUCAUGAAGAUUAUGUAAACGUGUCUGGCUUGUGCACAACUAAGCAGCCGUUUCCAAGCAUAGACUGGGACUCGGACACCUCGGAGUCAGAAGACGAGGUGAAUUACACAAAAGUGUCAUUCACUGCAACAUCACACCAUAAUCCACAGAAGGAUAGGCAAUUUUCAGAUGAAGAAGACAAAACUGAAUACACUGAGGUCAAAAUUUAGGGUUAAAAAACAUUUACGUAUGUGUCUAAGCUUCUAGUACAGUGUUGUACUAGAAGUUGGUAUAUAGCAUGGCUCGCUAAAGCAGAACACUCUUGUGUGCUUAUAUUUCAAGUCUUAUAUGUUAAGUCUUUUCAUCUAUUUGUGGCUAAAUAUACCAUAUCUGAUUGUACUUAAUGUACUGAAUGCACUGAAUGUUAAUUUUCUUUUUUAAGAAAAUGAAUAGAUGUUACCAAAAUGACAUGGAUUCUUUUCUAACCUUGUCAUGUUGUGUUAGGAGCCAGUUUCUCAAAUGUUGGGGUAAAAGCACUCUGUCUAAAGAUGUCUAAAUCCUAGCUUGCUAAGUGUGAUUUCCUCACACAGUGAAUGUAGAUAGAAAGAUAAAUAGGUUCAGUUCAUAUAAUGGCUAUUAAAAAAAAAAAGCUUGAGUAACAUUUACCUUGGUUGCUUUUGCUGAUAAAGUGCUAACUCAUCCUGUUGAAUUUUUUCAUUUUCAAAUUAUGCUGUUUUAUAGAGAUUAUGCUAUUUUACAUUAAUGUAUUUUGUUAAAUGUAUGAAAGUUUGUGAUGCACACCAGUUAUUGUCAUUGAACACCAGUUUCACUUUGGGGGAAAAAGAAAAUAAAAUCCUCAUAAAAUUCUAUGUUUUUAUGUAUUCUGGUGACAAAAUGUAUUUGAAGAUCCUUACUAGUAUGUAGAACCACAUUUGGAAGCAAUCAUUUUUGUCAUCGGAACUUCAGUACAUUGAUGUUUAAAGACACAUUCCUGCACAGUUCUCUUAACAUCCUCCCAUCCCUUUACUUCUUAAGCCUUUCUCAUUUGCUUGUGUUCUUGGGGAUCACUAGUCAAAUCAAGAAGCUUUUAUUGUCUUUUCAACCACAUGUAGCUGACACAGUACAUAGUGAAACAAAACUUUUCUCCAGGACCCUGGUGCUACAUAAACAACAUACAACAUAUAAUUACAACAGACAACAACACAGAGAUAGGACAGAAGUUUUUUUUAGCUACAUAAAGUGCAAAGUGUGCAACCAGGUGCAAACUGUGCAAAGACACAACAGUACAAAAACAGGAAGUACAAAAAAACAACAAAAGACAAGACACAUAGCACCGAAGAAGAACAUGUGCAGUGAAACAAAAUGUGAUGAGAUGCAAACUUGAGAAACUGUAAAAACCAGGUAGACAUUAUCUUGCUGCAAGAUGAAAUUUGGCCCAGCUAGAUAGAUGAACUUGAACAGUUUUAAGAUUGUUCUGGCAUUGCUCAGGUCCAGGGUUUUUUUUUUUUUCUUUAUUUCUCUAAGCAUAAACAUUCUGACAUAUAUAUUGUUUUUUGUUGUCUUCUAAGCAUUAUAGCUUUUUGAAGAUGGAGAGGAUUACGCAAUUAUUUUUAUUAUAAUUAUUAUUUAGGCCCUGGAAAACAAACAUAGAAUUAAAGGAGGGUGUUUUCUCUUUCCCCAUGCACUUAUAUUUAGAUUUUUAGCUUUUGACUAUUAUAUGACUAUUUUGUAAGUGUUGUUUUUGUUUACUUUUGUGCAGACAUUUGUGCUGAACCAAUUUUCUAAUAAAAGAGGUCAGAUUCAGGUUUUUCUAUUUCAA